This is a messenger RNA of Lotus japonicus, 381 nucleotides long. RefSeq lists its product as uncharacterized. The record is from RefSeq and is a predicted model, not a curated record. Gene Ontology annotation, molecular function: zinc ion binding. Bases 1 to 381 code for a protein of 126 amino acids. Lineage: Eukaryota; Viridiplantae; Streptophyta; Magnoliopsida; Fabales; Fabaceae. The transcript has 2 exons.
AUGGGUGGGGAAAGCCAUUUCUCUGGAGGGAGCUCUGUUUCCAGUGGCUACGGUCGAAGGAGGAACGUUGUUUUGUGCAAGUGUGGAGAAGUUUCCCCGGUUGUGACUACUUGGACGAACGAGAACGGAAAUAUUGGUAGGCGGUUCUAUGGAUGUGGCAGGUUUAAGGAACAGAACAGGAGGCACUGUGAUUUCUUCCAGUGGUAUGAUGAGUUGGAGGGUAACCCGCGUGACAAGAAAAUAAUUGCAGGCUUGUUGCGUAGAGUAGAUGAGAUGAAGAAGAACCAAGCAAUGUUGAUCAAGUGUUGUGUGCUGGGAUGGUCUGUAGCUGUGUUCCUGUUGAUUGUAUGUGCAAUUCUAAUGGUGAAAAUGAUGAAGUAG